GCUCCUGUUCCCGGCCGGGCGCGCCGGGGCAGCGCGCAGGGGGACGGGCCGCCGCGCCGCGGGCACCAUGUGGGGCCGCGUCUGUGGCUGCGCGGCGCGGGGCUCCGGGGCGCGGGGCUCCGGCCGCCUCGCCCUGCAGCUCCUGGCCGGGCCGGCGAGCGGCCGGGAGGCGGCGGGAGUAGCGCGGCUGGAGGGGAGGCCUCACAGCAAAAUACAGAAACUCUUCAGUACCAGCAGCGGGCUUUCUGCUGAGAAAGAUGAAUCCACCUCUUCCAAAGACAGCACCACUCAAGUGGCAUCAAAGAGGCAGGAGGGUACAGCAGAAACACCAAAGCAGAAGUUGUUAGACAUUAUUGGUAAUAUGAAAGUAGAAGUGAGCUACAGGAGCAAACUCCAACAGUUAAAAACACGAGAGAUGAAAAAGCAAGCCACAGACGAGCUGGAAGCCCCGGGGAGUGAAGGUAGUGUGCUUCGGAAAACUGCAGAAGACACCCACAGAGGCAGGCCUUUAAAUCCAGAGCUGGUAGAGGCUGCUUCUGCAGUCGCAUCUUCCCUACCACUCAACAAGAAACAGACAGAAUCAGAACUACUUGCACAACUACGACGACACGAAGAAACCACAGAUAAACAGAAAAAGGGGGGAAUUAUUGACAUCCGCAACGUUAUUUCAGAAAUGGCAGCUAAAAGGCAGUCCCCAGCUCAGAGAGCUGUGAGGAUAUCCAAUCGCAUUUCCUUGGAUUUGGAUGAGGAUGGUCAAAGAGUCAAGCCUGGAAGAUUGUCACCUCAGUCUUUUGAAUCCAGAAGAACUCUCAAAGUAGGAAAGAGGCUUAACAUAUUCACUAAGGCUUCUACAGAAACAGAAAAUGCACUGAAAACAGUAUCUUCACCAACAAUUUGGGAUCUGGAAUUGUCAAAGGAGAUUGCAGCAGUAACUGCUCAGCCUCCCCGAAAUGGUUUUGAGGAGAUGAUCCAGUGGACAAAAGAAGGAAUACUGUGGGAGUUCCCAGUUGACAAUGAAGUUGGGAUGGAGGACGAUGCUGAAUUUCAUGAACAUAUCUUUCUGGAGAAACACCUUGAACCGUUCCCCAAGCAAGGACCUAUUCGCCACUUCAUGGAAUUAGUCAUCUGUGGGCUUUCAAAAAACCCAUACCUCAGUGUGAAGCAGAAGGUUGAACAUAUCGAGUGGUUUCAGAAGUAUUUUGAGGAAAAGAAGGAACUUCUUCAAGAGAUUUGAGACUUGGGAAACUGCUUAACCUUGAAAGGAGGAAUCAUUACAUCAAAAUUGAUUAUUUCUUGCCAUGGAAAUGUUGUCAGUGCAUUGUAAUCAUGUGACCUGCAAGUUGUAUUUUAAAUAAUAAACUGAAAGGUCAUACUUUCA
Molecule: messenger RNA, 1378 nt
Organism: Apus apus (common swift)
Lineage: Eukaryota; Metazoa; Chordata; Aves; Apodiformes; Apodidae
Gene: MRPS31
Product: mitochondrial ribosomal protein S31
Exons: 7
Coding region: 68-1234 (388 amino acids)
Cellular component (GO): mitochondrial small ribosomal subunit
Molecular function (GO): structural constituent of ribosome
Source: RefSeq, a predicted model, not a curated record